AUGUCAGACGAUAACACUCGCCAAGCCGCAUCAGAGGCAAUGGAGAAAAGUAAAGAAGCCUGCAGCGGUGCUGCUCAGGAUAUAAAAGAGAAAGCUAGUGAUAUGAGUCAAGCAGCAAAAGAGAAAGGGUGUGCAGCAGCAGAGUGUACGAAACAAAAAGCUCACGAUAUAAGUGAAGCAGCAAAAGAAAAAGGAGCAGCAGCAGCAGAAGCAGCAAGUGAAAAGACACACGAAGCAAAAGAAAAAUGUGGCGAUGCAUGCAGCUCUGCUGCUGAGGCUUCUAAGGAGAAAGGAGAAGAAGCAACAGAACAAAGUCAAUCCAUAGGUCAAGCAAUAAGCGAGAAAGCUCACAGCAUGAAGGAUGCUGUUUCUGAGGCUGUAAGCAACACAGCAGCAGCAGCAAAAGACAAAGCUGUUGCAGCAAAGGAUACAGUAGCUGAGGGGGUAUCGAAGCUGAGGAGUGACGCGGCGGACUUCAUCUCCCCUAAAUAA
Messenger RNA from Eimeria mitis, 492 nucleotides. RefSeq lists its product as uncharacterized. The record is from RefSeq and is a predicted model, not a curated record. The transcript has a single exon. Lineage: Eukaryota; Apicomplexa; Conoidasida; Eucoccidiorida; Eimeriidae. The coding region runs from base 1 to 492 and encodes 163 amino acids.